This is a messenger RNA of Temnothorax curvispinosus, 2706 nucleotides long. RefSeq lists its product as uncharacterized. Lineage: Eukaryota; Metazoa; Arthropoda; Insecta; Hymenoptera; Formicidae. The transcript has 3 exons. The coding region runs from base 1 to 2706 and encodes 901 amino acids. The record is from RefSeq and is a predicted model, not a curated record. Gene Ontology annotation, molecular function: nucleic acid binding. Gene Ontology annotation, biological process: DNA integration.
AUGGCAAUCAAGAGACUGGAAAUAAAUACUAGAAGAUUGAAAUCGGACAACCUCUUCGAAGACUACUGUCGAGUACUUGAAGAAUGGACAGCUGAGGGAAUCAUCGAACAAGUGCUUCUUCCGGAAGUAAAUGACAGCGGCUAUUAUCUACCUCACAGACACAUUAAUGUGUCGCCCAAGGAACGAAAUGUGCUCCGGUUUCUAUGGUGGAGUAAAGAAGAUCCGACGAAAAUAACGGUCUACCGACACUGUAGAGUCGUGUUCGGAGUGUCUAGCAGUCCCUUUUUGUUGGGUGCUACUAUUGAACUGCUUCUGGAGCGAGCACUACAACAAGCGACUACAGAUGAACAGCGUGCCAUCAUCAGGAAACUUCAGAAGUCGUUCUACGUGGACAACUGUGUGACGAGCGUCGACUCCAACGAAGAAUUGCAGCUGUUCAUGGAGGGAGCUACUGAUGCAAUGUCUGCCGGCGGUUUCCUUCUGAGAGGUUGGGAAUACUCCGAUCCGACGCUGAUCCGGGACAGCUCGUCAGUACUCGGGCUUACGUGGAAUAGAGGCCAGGACACCUUAUCGCUGACAAAGGCUGCGUUGGAGGAACCUCUACCUGAAAAGGUAACGAAAAGAAGCAUUUUGUCAGCCGCGCAAAAGAUAUUCGAUCCGAUCGGUCUAGCGUGUCCGGUACUGCUGCGCCCAAAAUUACUAUUGCAGAAACUCUGGUCCACGGAUUUGGAUUGGGAUACAGAGGUGAAUAAGGAGAUCGAAGACAUUUUCCGAGAGUGGCACCAACAACUAAAGCUCCUAAAAGAGUUGCAUAUACCCCGAUGGAUUUUUGGAGAUGAGCUGAGAGAGUGUUCGACGUCCUUACACGUUUUCGUCGAUGCCAGCCAAGAUGCCUAUGCAGCAGUUCUCUUUGCUCGUACCGAGACCUCAAAAGGAGUCAAGGUGCAACUCAUCGAGGCCAAGGCGAGGGUAGCUCCAUUGGGAAAAUUGACCAUAAAUAGACUGGAACUUCUUGCAGCCACAAUUGGUGUCAGACUAAUGGAUUCCUCCUUAGACGUUCUGGAAAGAGAGCAGCCGGAGAAAUUUUAUUGGAAACCUGAGCAAUGGCAUCACGUACCCGGAACAAUAAAUUCUGCCGACGUACCUUCACGAGGAUGUAGUGCGAAGCAGCUCCUCGAGUCCCGCUGGUGGGAGGGCCCGGAAUGGUUAAAGAAGUCUCGAGAUCAAUGGCCCUCAGCGGAAUAUACCGUGGACGAGUCAGAAGUCGAUAGAGAAAUUAAAAAGUCCGCGAUCAAGAUAAAGAAGUCCGAGGCAUCUAUCCAGCACGAACUCGCAAUGAAGAAUACUUGUAAGACAGUAGAAGAUUAUUGGUAUCUUAAGGGAUCUUCCAAAUACACAAAAAUUCUGCGCGUGAUGGCCUGGAUCCUUCGUUUUGUCACAAAAUGCCGAAGAAACUGCAUUCGUCAUCUAUCCGAGGUUUUGUCGGUAAAAGAAAUCAGUCAAGCUGAAUUAACACUGAUGCGUUUAUCUCAAGAAGAGUCUUUCGAAGGUGUCGAGGACCCAAGAAUCAGUUGUCUGAAGGCGUUUAAGGAUAAGGCUGGAGUUAUUCGCUUGAAGACUCUGAUCUUCAAUAGAGAAGAUCAGUUUGGUUUCUGUUACCCCAUAGUCCUUGAACCACGGCAUCCUCUGGUCAGAAAACUAAUCCAACAUAAACACCAAGAGCUUCAUCACGCCGGCAUGCAGAUAGUGAUGAGUAGCCUGAGAGAACAAGUAUGGAUAUUAUCUAGUCGACGAGCAAUUCGGUCCGUCCUCUCCAAGUGUAUAAUAUGCAAACGAUACAAUGCCAAGAGAAUUGAGGCAUCACCUUCAAUCCUUCCAGAGGAACGAACAAGAGACGCUGCUGCAUUCGAAGUAUCAGGAGUCGAUUGUGCUGGCCCAUUGUAUUUAAAAGGCGGACAGAAGGCGUGGAUUUGUCUGUACACGUGUGCGGUUUAUCGAGCGGUUCACCUCGAGCUGAUCACUCUACUCUCGACGGAGGCGUUUCUGGAGGCUUUUCGACGAUUUGUUGCACGCAGAGGAAGACCGUCAGUUAUGUUUAGCGACAAUGGCACUAACUUCACCGGGACAGGCAAUCUGUUACGUGGAAUUAAUUGGAAAAGGAUCACCGAAUAUAGCGCCGUAAAGAAAAUAGAGUGGCGUUUUAAUCCACCCUCCGCCGCAUGGUGGGGCGGAUGGUGGGAGAGACUAGUCCGCUCAGUCAAGGAGAUACUGCGGAAGGUCUUGGGACGAGCCUGUCUUACGUCAGAUGAGCUAUACACAACGCUUUGUGACUGUGAGGCUAUUGUAAACUCGCGCCCCAUCACUUACCUGUCUGAGGAUUCUGGUCAGCUGGCCCCAUUAACUCCGUCGAUGUUUAUUCAAGAUGUACAAGAAAGUGGAUUGCCGGAUCUGGAUCAGAUCGAAGAAAGCAACCUGAAGGCGAGACUACGCUAUCGUCAGAAGCUUCGAGCAGACUUACGCUGUCGAUUCCGGUCGGAGUAUCUAGGGCAAUUGUCAAGAGCGAGCUACUCUAGUAACGAUGAAAUCAAGAUAAAAAUAGGAGAUGUCGUUCUCAUAGGAAACGAAAGUCAGAAGCGCCUAGAUUGGCCCUUGGGACGGGUCAUCGAGAUCAGGCGGGGAUGGCGAAGUACGAGUAGUGCGAGUUAA